This is a messenger RNA of Aspergillus glaucus CBS 516.65, 2196 nucleotides long. Its product is annotated as DUF2461 domain-containing protein. Bases 380 to 1735 code for a protein of 451 amino acids. Lineage: Eukaryota; Fungi; Ascomycota; Eurotiomycetes; Eurotiales; Aspergillaceae. The transcript is spliced from 8 exons. The record is from RefSeq and is a predicted model, not a curated record.
AAAAAAAAAAAAAAAAAAAAAUCGUUUCGGAGCGCACUAGUGAGCGGUUCGGCGAACCGCCCUUUCCCACGCGAAGGUCGCCCCAGAAGUUACCAGCCUCCUGGUCUCUCCCUUUAUUCCCCGUUUCUUGAAUCGCCUGAAACUUUGAAUGUCUAUUUUCAGACGCCCUGAACAAUUUGAAAGACGUCCGGAGAGUUAUUAAACGCCGUAUUGCCUGUGCACGAACUUCCGAUUAACCAGCGCUUUCUUGUCUCUCGACUUUGUAUAGCCGCUUAUAUCUUGCGAAUACCUCUCAGAAAGUUUACAGUGUACACCGGAGAUUCAGGGUCUACAUUUUACAUACUUUAUUUUUUACUACUGUAUCAGAGUGCUACUACUCAUGCCUCGACGAUCGUCUCGGGCCGUUCCCGCGUCAGCGGCAGCUCCAGCGCCGGCACCAAAAAGGCGCGCGCCUGACACAUUCUCCGCCGAAAAGACGGAGUCCAAAAGGCCAAAAUACAUUUCCAAUUCGACUACCGCCGACACAAACUCGGUCAAAACCACCGCCAAAAAGAGCAAAUACUUCAAACAAGAGUCUUCCGAAAACGAGGCUUCCGAAUCUAAGCACGGAUCUGAGCGGGAGGGCUUUGUGUAUGAAUCCGCCCACAAAGAUGGUCAGGAUGCUUCGGAGAUGCCGGAGUUGAAACCAUCCGAUGCUGCUUCCACGGAUUAUGGAGUGGAGGAGGAUCAGCCGGGUAAGCUAGGUAAACAAGGCGAGCAAAAGGCUCAAGGCCGCGACUCGAGUACCAAGAACGACGAGAAUGAGCGCAGCGAAGUCGAAGAUGAUGCGGUGGCAUCAUUGACGAACAAGGAGUUGUGGAGGGAAGGCGUCAAGACAGGGCUGGGUCCUGGCAAAGAGGUUUUCAUCAAGAAACCUAAGGCCAGAGAUGCGGGAGAUGUGCCGUAUCAGGAUCACACCGUGCAUCCUAAUACAAUGCUCUUCUUGGAAGACCUUGAAAAGAACAACGAAAGAGCGUGGCUCAAAGCACAUGAUCCCGACUUCCGGGCUGCGAAGAAGGAUUGGGAAUCCUUUGUCGAAAGUCUCACUGAGAAACUAAUUGAGCAGGAUAGCACAAUCCCUGAACUACCUGCUAAGGACUUGAUUUUCCGCAUACACAGAGAUGUCCGGUUCAGCAAGAAUCCUACUCCGUAUAAGACGCAUUUUUCAGCUGCCUGGUCCCGUACGGGUAAGAAAGGUCCUUACGCUGCCUACUAUGUUCAUAUGCAGCCCGGUUCCUGUUUUGUCGGCUCCGGACUUUGGAAUCCCGAGGCGAAUGCCCUCGCAGUCCUUCGUGAGGACAUCGACCAAAACUCGUUCCGUUUGAAGGCUGUGCUGAGAGAGCCCGGAAUGCGGCGCGAAAUCCUCAACGGAAUACCCGACGAUGAAAAGGAAGCCGUGAAAGCAUUUGUCGAUCACAACAAGGAGAGCGCCCUUAAGGUCAAGCCCAAGGGCUACGAUGUUGAUAAUGAGAAUAUUCAGCUGCUCCGUUUGCGCAGCUUCACUAUCGGAAGACCUCUUUCCGACUCAGAAUUCAUGAAUGUCAAUGUGCAGGAUAGAAUCGCGGCUCUCAUUGGCAUCAUGGAACCCUUUGUGACGUAUCUCAAUAGCGUCGUCAUGCCCGAUCCGGUAGGCGAGGAGCCCAGCUCUGAGUCGGAAGAAGGAGAAGAGUCCUCAAACGAAAACGAAAGCAGUUGAGCUUUCAUUUGGCGCUUAAUUACUACGAGUAGAUCGUUUAUGAGAUAGAGUUGAGUUUUUUUUUUUUUUUUUUAUAUAUUUUAUUUUAUUUUUUGCCUUUGGUUUUUGUCUUGCGGGUAUCUUGGCCGAGAGAAUUUGGUGCACUUGCCUGUCCCAAUACAGUGCCCCCUUUCCCGUACACUCGUUCUGUGUGCUUUUGUUUUGGUACUGAGAUUUUUAUACUCUAGGCAUAAUUUGUCUGUAUGAAACUCGUGUAAGAUAAUCCGUUUCCCAUUUUGGCGUUAGACAUCGAUGCCAUUGACCCUCGUCGAUGGUUCCUCAUUCCCAAAACCUCCCCUCUUUCUUACCGCCAGUUGCGAUCCAAUGAAGUGAGCAAUUCGGAAGUCAACAACUCAUCGAGUGGACAAGGACAAGGCUCCUUGUGAGACCUAACUAACCAAGCCCAAGCCUCCACCGUCCGG